GGACGGAGGGAGGGCGAGGGAGGGAGACAGAGAAGGGGGGUUGCUGGAGCAAGGGAGGGGGGAGGCUGGAGCGAGGGCUUCGUGCUUUGGAACUUCUGCCUUCACAGAAUCUUCUUUCCAUUGCGUUGCGUUGCGUUGCGUUGUUGCUGUGUGUUUGGAGGGCAUAGCUUGAGAGCCAGUCCGCGUUUAGCUUUAGGGUCGCAGUGGUAGGACGAGAAAGUAGCGGGGGGUAGAGGGACGGCGGAGGAAGGUGGCUUCCCACAAGGGGAAACUCGCGAGGUUCAGAUCAGAUAGAGAAGCAGGGGGGCCAUGAUGGCCACUUCUAGGGCCGGGCCUGCUCCGACAGCUCCCAAAGCCUCCUCAUCGUCAAAUGUUUCUAGGCAUAACAGCAGUAACAGCGGCAAUAUCCUCAGCAGCAACAACAACAGCAGCGUCAACAACAACAAUUCGCAAGACUGGAAAGCACAACUCAAGCUACCACCUCCAGAUGCUCGAUACAAGACCGAGGAUGUAACUGCCACGAAGGGUAAUGAAUUUGAGGACUACUUCCUCAAGCGUGAGCUUUUGAUGGGUAUCUAUGAGAAGGGAUUUGAACGACCUUCUCCUAUUCAAGAAGAAAGUAUACCGAUUGCUUUGACAGGAAGUGAUAUUCUUGCACGAGCAAAGAAUGGCACAGGGAAAACUGCAGCUUUUUGCAUUCCUGCAAUUGAGAAAAUUGACCAGAAUAAGAAUGCAGUUCAAGUUUUGCUUUUAGUACCGACAAGGGAGCUCGCUUUGCAAACUUCUCAAGUGUGCAAAGAGCUGGCUAAACAUUUGAACAUACAAAUAAUGGUAACCACGGGAGGUACAAGUCUUCGUGAUGACAUCAUGCGCCUGUAUCAGCCAGUUCAUCUGUUGGUAGGUACACCUGGCCGUGUCCUAGAUCUUGCCAACAAGGGAGUCUGCAACCUCAAAGAAUGUACUAUGUUGGUGAUGGACGAAGCUGACAAACUUCUCUCGCCAGAGUUCCAGCCUCUUGUGGAGCAGUUGAUCGGUUUCCUGCCUGAGAACCGCCAAAUUUUGUUAUAUUCUGCUACAUUUCCAGUCACAGUUAAGUCAUUCAAAGACAGAUUCUUGCGGAAACCGUACGUAAUCAAUCUCAUGGAUGAGCUGACCUUGAAGGGUAUCACCCAGUACUAUGCGUUUGUGGAAGAAAGGCAGAAAGUCCACUGUCUGAACACUUUGUUUUCCAAGUUGCAAAUUAAUCAGUCGAUCAUCUUCUGCAAUUCAGUGAACCGAGUGGAAUUACUGGCCAAGAAGAUCACUGAACUUGGAUAUUCUUGUUUCUACAUCCAUGCGAAGAUGUUACAGUCACAUCGUAACAGAGUUUUUCACGAUUUCAGGAAUGGAGCUUGCCGAAAUCUCGUCUCCUCAGAUCUGUUUACAAGAGGAAUUGACAUUCAGGCUGUGAAUGUUGUCAUUAAUUUUGACUUCCCGAAAAAUUCUGAGACGUAUCUUCACAGAGUCGGCCGUUCAGGGAGGUUCGGUCAUCUCGGGUUGGCGGUGAACCUUAUCACCUAUGAAGACCGGUUUAACUUGUACCGAAUCGAACAAGAGCUCGGCACAGAGAUCAAACCGAUUCCUCCUCAAAUCGACCGCGGUAUAUAUUGCCGCUAAUUUCGUUCGAUGUGUCAAGGAUUUCUGAGAUAAAUGUUUGUAUGGUACAUCUCAACGGUCCGACAUUGUGUCUCCAUGCGAUUCAUUUACGUGCUAAAAGUGAGUUUGAAGGGCCUGGUUUACGUUACCUUUAAUACGGUGUCAGGAUCUCCCUGAGAGUUUCUUGGGCAGUACUUAACCAGGACGAGCUUUCUAAUCUGGGGUUGAGAUGGAUGGAAUUGUGUCCACAGCGAUAUCCAUGUGUUUAGAUUGCUUGGUUGUGAUCUUUUUCUGCAGCGCCAUCUUACCUAGUUUAUGAAGUGAAAGGGCUGGAAUGCCGACAUUUAAGUGGUCAUGGUGUGUUCUUAAGUCUGUUCUGUUUUAUCCUCA
Messenger RNA from Physcomitrium patens, 2025 nucleotides. RefSeq names its product DEAD-box ATP-dependent RNA helicase 6. The record is from RefSeq and is a predicted model, not a curated record. NCBI's taxonomy places the organism in Eukaryota, Viridiplantae, Streptophyta, Bryopsida, Funariales, Funariaceae. Gene Ontology annotation, molecular function: RNA helicase activity; ATP binding; nucleic acid binding.